AUUUUAUUUUGGCAAGUGGAGUUUUUUUUUUUUUUCAUGCAAUAAACAGGGCCGUUCACAUGCUGGUAAUUCUAUGGACGACUGCAUCCAAGCAACAAAGAAUGUCCUUAUGACAUUGGCCAGUUUUUGCCAACCCAAAUAAAUAAAUAAAUAAAAAGACCUAUUAACCGAGUUUAUCUCCUUUUCACUCAUUUUUAUUUCCCCUGUCCGUUCUUGAACGUUGUUGACCCACACCAUUCAUCCAUGGCCUCCAUCAUCAUCAGCACUGACGGCGACCGUGUAUGCUGCCAAUCUCACCAGAAAGAAACGUGCGACGUAUGCGACAUGGACUGGUCUCACCAUAACGAUUUGGCCGCUACGCUCAAAAACACGCCAGAACUAACACCCACCGAUAACACGCAGUGUACCAUUACGCCACAGAUUGCCCGUCUCAAAGAGAGAGGAAACAAGCAAUUUGAAACCCAUCACUACGCCGAAUCCGUCCAACUCUAUACUCAAGCAAUUCAGUUGUCAUUCUCUCGUCCACUCUGGCAACCGUUUGCGUUCCAAGUUGUACGCGAAGAACUCACUGCUCUUCUCAGUCAUCGAUCGGCCGCGUAUUUUGCCGAUCAGAACUAUAUUGCAGCCUAUAUAGAUGGUGAGAUGGUGACGCGUUUAAAACGAGAUUGGAGCACAGGUUGGCUUCGAAAGGCAAAAGCCUUGUUUGCCUUACAACGCACCAAGGAAGCCGAAACCGCGGCAUCCAUGGGCCUACGAUUCGCUCCUAAAAGCGACGAAUUGUCAACCUUGCUAUCCGAUAUUCAAAAAACACUGUAGCCAUGCGAUGGAAAAUUCGCUUUUUUUUUCGUUUAUUAUUCACACUAUCAUCGUAUUAUGUACACAAGAAGAGAAAAAUACAAUAUCGGAU
Radiomyces spectabilis is the source of this 907-nucleotide messenger RNA. RefSeq lists its product as uncharacterized. Gene Ontology annotation, molecular function: Hsp90 protein binding. NCBI's taxonomy places the organism in Eukaryota, Fungi, Mucoromycota, Mucoromycetes, Mucorales, Radiomycetaceae. The record is from RefSeq and is a predicted model, not a curated record. The transcript has a single exon. Bases 244 to 816 code for a protein of 190 amino acids.